UCUCUUCACUGUGUCAGUCCUCUUAACAACUGAUAUGUUGUUCUGCGCGAGAGCGCCCUCAUCCACUUUCCACACAAGAGCAUCUGUGCGCACAAUACAUGGUAAAAGCUGAAUUUUCGUUGACUUUGGAAGGAUGUUUUACUUUAGUUUUACAGCCAUGGCAAGAUGGUCGAUUUUAUUUUUAUACUUUUUCCAAGGAUUACUUCCCCUCAUCUUUGGGCAGCAGCAGCAGCAGCAGCGCACAGCUGGUCCCUGGCGACACCGCAUCCAGUGGGAGAACAACGGACAGGUUUACAGUUUAAUGAGCACUGGAUCAGAGUAUCAAACUCCGGUUCGGUCCAGAAGCCAUUCGCGGUUUUAUGUGAGCAGCAGGAGCGGUGGCACGCCGGGAGCGCACAGCUCACAACGCGCGCUUGUUAGGGCCAGUCAGGCAGAGUCCAGACAGCUCAGGACUGACCACAGUGUACAACCAGGAUUUUUUACUCCUGGACAGGAUGCUGGACAGUUGGUGCCUGUUAAUACUCACGCGUCAGAGAGCAGGCAGCAGCCCGAGCGCGCUCGUCAAACCAUCCCAGCAUACACCACAACUGUGGAGAGAGAUUCUGCGGGCCCUUCACUCUUCUCAUCUCUGACAGAGGAUGUGUCAAACGAGGCAAACACGAAUGCAGAGGACAUGCUUAACGACGACCCUCGAAACCCCUUUAAAAACCACAGGAAUUCUGUUUUCUAUAACCUGCAUCCCACGAGAGGAAGAUCAGGGGCUCGCACGCGCCGUCCACCUGGCACAGGAUAUGGCACGCGAUACUUCCAAAACGGACUGCCAGACCUUGUGCCCGACCCAUAUGCCAUCCAAGCAGGUGCUUACGUCCAGCGCAUGCAGAUGUAUGCACUCCGCUGUGCAGCUGAGGAAAACUGUCUGGCCAGGUCAGCUUAUGGACAUGCCGUACGAGACAUCGACUUCAGGGUCCUCCUGCGGUUCCCUCAGAAAGUGAAGAAUCAAGGCACUACUGACUUUCUCCCCGUCAAGCCCAGAUAUCAGUGGGACUGGCACAGCUGUCACCAGCACUUCCACAGUAUGGAUGCCUUCAGUAACUACGACCUGCUCGACGCCCUCUCCGGACUUAAAGUAGCCGAGGGACAUAAGGCCAGUUUCUGCCUUGAGGACACAGGCUGUGAUCCUGGAUUCAGGCGCCGCUACGCAUGCACAGCCCAUACACAGGGACUGAGCCCAGGAUGCCACGACACCUACGCUGCCAACAUUGACUGUCAGUGGAUCGACAUCACCGACGUCCCUCCAGGAAACUACAUCCUGAAGGUUACUGUCAAUCCCGAUUUCUAUGUCAUGGAGUCGGACUUCAGCAACAAUGUAGUGAGAUGUGACAUCACUUACACCGGAGUUUAUGUUCAGACACGCAACUGUCGAAUAACAAGGGGUUGAAAACUUCAUUUCCAGUCUUGCAACAUCUCGCCCCGGAACUUUCAAGCAACAUCGACUCAGAUUAACAGAAAAGUGUAACUGGUGAAUUGUUGAAUACAACACUGUUGCUGCCAUAGAGUCAUGUGAUGCAUUUGUUAUUAUUAAAUGCUAAAAAAAAAAAAGUUUACACAAUUUUUGUAAAUCACUUGAGAUCACACACAAUAUAAGCAUAUUUCUUUUCUUAACAAAUUCAAGUACUGUGUUUGUUUAGGUUGUUUUGUUGAAUGCAUGUUUUGUAGUUUGAAAUGUGUCGUUGAUUUGUCUGCUUGGCGUUAUUGUUACUUGCACAUCGUUAUUUGUUACAGUUUUAUUUAUAGAGUGAAAUAUUCUAUAUUGCAAAGUCACAGAAAUUUGAUUGAACACUUUGUGACAUUACCGCCCUCUUAUGUUUUCUUUUCUUUUUUUUAAAAAAAAGGCAGAUUUGUUUCUGACUAAAGGAUGUAGGGCAUUUUUAAUUUAUCAAUAAGAAAACGGUAAUCUUUUAGCUCCCAAUAAUCAUGGAUAACUGAAAUAGCAUGUGUCAUAUGUUUUAUGUUUGUGUCGAUGUGUGCCUGUGUAUAUCAGAGUGGAUGGAAAAUGAAAAACUGUUUGACCUUGCUUAAGUGUUGUUCAGAAUGUUUAUCUCAUAUGUUAAUUUGAUUUAAUGCAAUAAAGACGAUGAGUGAGUUGA
Molecule: messenger RNA, 2147 nt
Organism: Solea solea (common sole)
Lineage: Eukaryota; Metazoa; Chordata; Actinopteri; Pleuronectiformes; Soleidae
Gene: loxl5b
Product: lysyl oxidase-like 5b
Exons: 7
Coding region: 134-1438 (434 amino acids)
Biological process (GO): peptidyl-lysine oxidation
Molecular function (GO): copper ion binding; protein-lysine 6-oxidase activity
Source: RefSeq, a predicted model, not a curated record